Messenger RNA from Lingula anatina, 1878 nucleotides. RefSeq lists its product as uncharacterized. NCBI's taxonomy places the organism in Eukaryota, Metazoa, Brachiopoda, Lingulata, Lingulida, Lingulidae. The record is from RefSeq and is a predicted model, not a curated record. Gene Ontology annotation, molecular function: microtubule binding.
CUUAGUUUGGCUCUAGCCGAACUGAUUACCAAGGAAGGUAAGAAAAGGUCGUCAUAACAAACCAUGCGAUUAGCAAGUGCGACUCACUGAACAUGUAAUAGUAGAAUGCUAAUGGCACCCAUUUACCAUCGAGAACUUUCUUAGUUAUACAGAUGAAACAUUAAGCACCAUGACAGAAGUAGAAGGCAAAGUACACUCGAACAAAGAACCAGAUACAGACUCUGUUGAUCAAGAACUAGAUUGGUUAAUUGAGAAAGAAGAGCAGGAAAAUCAUAUCUCAACAGAGGCCCCCAGUCCUGAAAAUGAAAAGGAUAAUUUAAACACAGAUCCUCAUAGCCACAAACAAGAGAGUGAUGAUGAAGACUACAGGCCCACAGAUGACCAGAGGGCAGCCAUGGCACAACUGGAACAGAUGAGACAGGAUUUAGAGGAUGAUGAAGAUGACGGGCUGGGUGAUUUACCUGAUCCACCAGAAUAUAAUGUAACGGAACGCUUGAAACAAUUAAAUAAAGAACUAGCAGAUGAACCUUCCCCUGAGGAAUCAACAAGGCACCACAAAGUAGUAUUUAAAGAUGACCCAGUGGAAUUUGUUGCCCCACCACCAGAUGACUAUAAUUCUGAUGAUGAAGGAGAGGAUAGUAAAGAUUAUGGUGCUAGUGGUGAUUCAGAAACAGAUGAUCUUGGAGUAGAAAAGCUUAGGAUUGGAGAUUCUAGUGACAAUGAUGAUAGCAGCAUGAAAGAUGGACGUGGUGAUGAGGUGGAUGGUCACUCAUCAAGUCUUGAUGGUGAAGAGAAUUCACAAGACAAUGGUGAAAGAAAAAACAAAGUGUUAAUUGAAAGAAAUGGAAAAUUUAUAAUGGUUGACGCAGAUGAUGUUGAAGCAAGUGAAUUGGAAGGAGAUUCAUAUGACGCACAUGAUGAUAGCAGUGAAAUAAAUCAAAGUGAACAAUCACAAGAAGAUGUCCAGCCAACCAGUUCUAGUAGUUCUGAGUCCAAUAACACAAGUGUUCAGCCAAAUCCACCUGAAAAUCCUAGACCAGCCACAGCCAGUGGAGUUGUCAGGCGGUCUGGCGUCAAACCUGCAACAACCUCUCCACGUGCCCAGUCAGCAGGAGCCUACAGCUCUUCACGCAGCAAUUUUCAUUACAAUUCUCCGUAUGGACUGUCUCCUGCACAGUGGGAGCUUAAAAGUCAAAGGGAAAAGGCAUUAGCUGAGAGACAGAAAAAGGAAAAGGAGCAGAAAGAUAAGGAGGAGGCUGAGAAGAAGAAAGAAAAUGAUGAAGCAUUUGAAGCUUGGCUUAGUAACAAGAAAAGAGAAGAAUCUGCUCGUAGGAAAUCCACACCAACCAAAAAGCAAUUAGAUGAGGAAGACAAAAAGAACAAAGAAGAGGUAUCCGCUGAUGCUAGGAUGAAAAAAGAAGCAGACGAAGCCUACACAGGGUGGUUGAAAAAGAAGAAAGAGGAAUUUAAAACUCAAAAGAGGCUUGAGACAAGAGAAGAGAAAGAGACACAAGAAGGCUACUAUUUGAGUCCAAGAGAGGAAUGUGACAAGGCAUUUAGAGCGUGGCUUAGAAAGAAGAAUGCUGAAGCAAGGAUGGUUAACCAAGCCUACAGGCAACGUACAAGAAUGCAUCAACUUCUGGCACGAAAGUCAAGAAAAUCUCAGCAGCUUGCUAAAGCUAUUAAUGCAGCCCAGGCAUAUAGAUAUGUUGACUACUAUGGAUACAGGUUUUAAGAUGGCCCUUGAAUAUAUAUAUGCUGUCAUCAACCAUUUUACAUACCAAAGCUGUACAUACCAUUAUUCAUCAGGGUCUGUUCACUUAGAGCGCAUUCUCAACAAAUUAAGCCAGGCUUUACAAAGCUGGUGACCUAAAAAUG